AUGACAGUGAAAGGUAAUGGAAUGUUUCUUGCAUAUUGUGAAAUUCAAACCUUUGAUCAAGGUAAUACUUGGAUAGUUGAUAGUUUAGAUAUUUCGAAAACGAAUCUUAAUUAUACUGUUGGUACAAUAACUUAUCUCAAAGAUACAGAAUUAAAUAAUCCAUCGGUUACGAUUAUGCAACAAUAUAAUAAAACACAAACAAAAAGUUUAAUUGAAUAUUUACAAGAAUUAUAUCCACCAUGUUAA
Molecule: messenger RNA, 246 nt
Organism: Rotaria sp. Silwood1
Lineage: Eukaryota; Metazoa; Rotifera; Eurotatoria; Philodinida; Philodinidae
Source: the annotation of a GenBank genome assembly